This is a messenger RNA of Oreochromis aureus, 604 nucleotides long. Its product is annotated as testis-expressed protein 49. Bases 8 to 517 code for a protein of 169 amino acids. NCBI's taxonomy places the organism in Eukaryota, Metazoa, Chordata, Actinopteri, Cichliformes, Cichlidae. The record is from RefSeq and is a predicted model, not a curated record. The transcript has 4 exons.
UGUUGCCAUGGUUAUGUGUAAACGGAAAGUUUUGGUGUCUCUACGGCAGGUUCGGGUAGACAAACUGUGCAACGUUAUGGCCUUUUUUGGUUUGACAUACCUGGGUUAUCAGAACCCGAUAGGCGAUAGAAUGAUACUGAAUCCCCGGGAACCGUCUAAUCGUAACGAUGGCAACAGCAACAUCAAAGCCGGGAUGCCACCUUCUCUUCAAGAACAACCGAGACCCCUCAGAUGUAUAGAGGACUGCCAACUUUCCGACCAGCCCCUUCCCCACAGCACUGACAUACACAAUGGGAGCCAUGAGAGAUACAAAGCGAUGAUCAAGCGGCUUCAAACACCCAGAUCUCCAAACCAGCUCUACUUGGUGCCUCUGACGGAGAGCCAGAGGUAUGGAUGGAUGGUGUCCAAGAACCCUGAGCCAUGGACGCUAGUCAGAAGGUUUCCCCAAAAGAACAGCGAGAUGACCAAGUUUGUUAAAGAAAUGUUAAAGACGGACCCGAACUUCAGCCUGUUAUGAAAACUUGUGCAGUAAAGCAAAUUCCCUCACACAUAAAAACAGCAACAAACAUGAUGUGAAAAUGUGAAAUUAAACUGACAACAUGCA